UGGCUACAUCGUCACAAUGAAGAUCAGAUCUCCAAAGUACGACUUGCUUCCCGACCUGAACCCCGUGGAGCAGUUCUUCCAGGGGAACUUCCCGGGCAGCGUGCAGAGGGAGAGGCACCACAACAUGCUCCAGUUCCAGGUCCCUUCCUCCUCCCUGGCCAGGAUCUUCCGGCUGCUCCUCUCCCACAAGGACAGCCUGCUCAUCGAAGAGUACUCGGUCACACAGACCACGCUGGACCAGGUAUUUGUGAACUUUGCUAAGCAGCACACUGAAACUCACGACCUCCCUUUGCACCCCUGAGCUGCUGGAGCCAGCGGACAAGACAAGGUCUGACCUCCUCGCACACUGCCCUUCUCUGCAGCAGGAAAGCAGCUCUGGGGCAGCGGGAAGUGCAGGAGCCUCUGCCACGUGGCCGCCCGAGCCAACCAGCCAGACUCAGUAACGCCUCUGCAGCAGAAAAAGACACGGGGGCUUACACAGAUCCCCAAAAAGGCUUUCUCAGAAGGAAGCCAAACUGGGACCCUGCUGGUGGAAGUGACCCGCCUGGUCCGCACCACAGCGGCAGAAGCCCACUGCAUCCUACUGGGAGCUUUGAUCUGGACAUACUCUCACGUCAAGUGGAUCUGCUUUUCUGGACGUGUAUGAGUGUCUGUUCUAUUUUUAAGGAGAAAAUAAAUGCAAACUUGUUUAUCACACA
Messenger RNA from Pipistrellus kuhlii (Kuhl's pipistrelle), 698 nucleotides. Its product is annotated as retinal-specific phospholipid-transporting ATPase ABCA4-like. Gene Ontology annotation, cellular component: membrane; intracellular membrane-bounded organelle. Gene Ontology annotation, molecular function: ATPase-coupled intramembrane lipid carrier activity; ABC-type transporter activity. Gene Ontology annotation, biological process: transmembrane transport; lipid transport. Lineage: Eukaryota; Metazoa; Chordata; Mammalia; Chiroptera; Vespertilionidae. Bases 17 to 301 code for a protein of 94 amino acids. The record is from RefSeq and is a predicted model, not a curated record. The transcript has 3 exons.